AUGUGGAUUCAACCUUCAGCUUCUACCACUGGUGGGAAUGUUUUGGUUCUCUUCCUUAGCCACCCGCCCCUGGAUUUCACUUGUGGUUUUGUCUCCACCUCUGCAUGUGAGUCAUCCACAGGAGUUUGCUCCCGAGGCUCCCCUGGAGGACUUGGGUGUGCCCCAGGGGGGACGGAAGGUGGAGUUGGUGCAGUUGCUUGGAUUGAAGGGGCCCUGGCAGUACCAGAUAUUAAGGGGAGCCAGGGGCUACGACAGCAGGAAAUAUGCUGGUGUUCUGCAAGAUCGUCUGUGUCUGGAGGUGUAUUCCUGACGUAUCCGCGGAGAGAGAUGUACUCCGCGUGCACUUACUCUUCCACCAUCGUGGAUCUCAGUGUAUGGUAUAGAGCCCACAUCACUCCAAGUCAGGAGACUCUUAAGCCAGAGUCGCUCCUCCUAAGCCUAAAAGUUAUGUUUUUAAGCAAAGAAUCCUGUGACAGGCCAGUAUUUGAGAAGGCCAGAGCCAAGAGUGAUGGCACGUGGUUCAGGCUGAACGACAGGCUGGACUACGAGUGUCUUGACGGGUAUGAGAACCGAGAUGGACGCACCGCAGGCUCCAUAGUAUGUGGUCAAGACGGCUGGUCCGAUAAAGCUGCAUGCUACGAAAGAGAAUGCAGUGUUCCAGAAAUAGAUACAUACUUAGAUGCUCAUCCCAGGAAAGAAACAUUUAAAGUUGGAGAUGUGCUGAAAUUCUCCUGCAGUCAAGGCCGUAUUAUGGUUGGAGCAGAUUCAGUUCAGUGCUACCACUUUGGAUGGUCCCCUAAACCUCCAACGUGUAAAGUAAGGAAAGUAAAAUCGUGUGCUCCACCUCCUCAACUUCUCAAUGGGAAAGGGAAAGAAAUACACAAAGAAGAAUAUGCACACAGUGAGGUCGUGGAAUAUGCUUGCAACCCCAGAUUUCUGAUGAAGGGUUCUCAUAAAAUUCAGUGUGUUGAUGGAGAAUGGACAGCUUUACCUGUGUGUAUUGAGGAGGAGCGUACCUGUGGAGAUAUACCUGACCUUGAUCAUGGCGAUGUCAAGCCUUCUCUCCCUCCCUAUCAGCAUGGUGACUCGGUAGAGUUCAGUUGCAGAGAAGCAUUUACAAUGAUUGGACCCAGAUUUAUCACGUGUAUUAGCGGAGAGUGGACCCAACCUCCUCAGUGCAUUGCAACAGAUGAACUUAAGAAGUGUAAAGGGUCAAUAUUAUUUCCAACUGAGGGAAAACCAUCAUAUAAGAUUGAAUAUGACCACAACACCAACAAAAGUUACCAAUGCCGAGGAAAAUCAGAACUCAAACACUCAAUCUGUAUCAAUGGAGAAUGGGAUCCUAAAGUAACCUGCAAAGAAGCACAAAUACAGCAAUGCCCACCUCCACCUCAGAUUCCCAAUGCUCGAGAUAUGUCAACUACAGUGAAAUAUCAGGAUGGAGAAAAAAUAUCAAUUCUAUGUAAAGAAAAUUAUUUAAUUCAAGAUGCAGAAGACAUUGUGUGCAAGGAUGGGAGAUGGCAGUCAAUCCCACAUUGCACUGAAAAAAUUGGAUGUUCUCAACCACCUCAAAUAGACCAUGGAACCAUUAAAUCAUCUAGCUCUGCAGAAGAAAGAAGAGAAAUACAUGAACAAAGGCUGUAUGCACACGGCACAAAGUUAAGUUAUACUUGUGAAGAAGGCUUCGAGAUACCUGCAAAUGAUGUGAUAAUAUGCCAUAUGGGAAAGUGGAGCUCUCCCCCUUACUGUGUAGGACUCCCUUGUGGACAUCCACCUUAUAUUCUGAAUGGUGUUGUAUCUCACAAGAAAGACAGCUACCAAUAUGGAGAAGAAGUUACUUACGACUGUGAUGAAGGGUUUGGAACUGAUGGACCUGCAUCUAUGAGAUGUUUAGGAGGGAAAUGGUCUCGUCCACAAGAUUGCAUAAGCACAAAUUGUGUUAACUUGCCCACCUUUGAUGAUGCUGUACUCAUAGAUCAGGAGAAGGAUUUCUAUAGGUCAGGAGAACAAGUGGCUUUUAAGUGUCUACCAUAUUAUCAGUUGGAUGGAUCUAAUACUAUACAGUGUGUGAAGAGCAAAUGGAUAGGAAGGCCAGCAUGCAGAGAUGUUUCCUGUGUGAAUCCACCUCAAGUGGAAAACGCUGUUAUACAAAAUCAGAAGUCUAGAUAUCAAAGUGGUGAGAAGGCACGUUAUGAAUGCAUCGGGAAUUAUGACCUCUUUGGGGAGACAGAUGUCGUAUGUUUAAAUGGAACUUGGACAAAACCACCUCAGUGCAAAGACCCUCAAGGAAAAUGUGGGCCUCCUCCACCAAUAGACAACGGAGACAUUACCUCACUCCUGCAAUCAGUAUAUCCUCCAGGAAUGAUUGUUGAGUACCGGUGUCAGUCCUACUAUGAACUUCGGGGAAACAGAAACGUAGUGUGUCAGAGUGGAGAGUGGUCAGAACCACCAAAAUGCUUAGAAGCAUGUGUAAUUUCAGAAGAAACAAUGAGAAAACAUCGCAUACAGUUAAGAUGGAAAGACGAUACAAAACUUUACUCUAAAACAGAAGAUAAUAUUGAAUUUAUGUGUCAACGUGGUUAUCGUCCAGUGACACCACGUCAUACAUUUCGAACAACUUGUCGGGAAGGAAAGGUGGUGUAUCCUAGCUGUGGAUAA
Messenger RNA from Dama dama (fallow deer), 2658 nucleotides. Its product is annotated as complement factor H-like. The record is from RefSeq and is a predicted model, not a curated record. Lineage: Eukaryota; Metazoa; Chordata; Mammalia; Artiodactyla; Cervidae. The coding region runs from base 1 to 2658 and encodes 885 amino acids. The transcript is spliced from 15 exons.